This is a messenger RNA of Plasmodium berghei ANKA, 2697 nucleotides long. Its product is annotated as conserved Plasmodium protein, unknown function. Lineage: Eukaryota; Apicomplexa; Aconoidasida; Haemosporida; Plasmodiidae. Bases 1 to 2697 code for a protein of 898 amino acids. The record is from RefSeq and is a predicted model, not a curated record. The transcript has a single exon.
AUGAAUAAGAAUUUGCUUUUACAAUUUUUUGAAUAUAGGAUUAAAAAAAAAAAUUUGUUAUAUAGGCAAAAGUUUUUUUUUUUUUCCCUAAUAAGAAAGAACAAUGACAAUGUUGAUUUUAUUUAUAACGUAAUUCCAGCAAAUAAAAAUAUACAUUGUAAAGAAAAUGGUAGGUAUCAAAUUGGAAAAAGAGGGAAAAUAAAUAUUCCACAUUUUAUGUGCUAUAGUAAUUUGGGGAUAGCAAAUGAUCAUAUGAGUAAUGUCCAUAAUUGCAAUAAUGAACAUAGGCAUUUUAAGAAUAAAGAUUAUCACAUAAAUAAGGAAUUAGGUGAAAUAAAUUCGUUAGAAAAUAUUUUAGAUGAAACUAAUUCGACAAUAUAUAUAAAUGAUAUUUGCUUUCAAAUGGAUAAAAUGAUACUAAAAUGUCAAACUUAUGAAGACAUAUUAUCUAUUCUUGUAACACAUAGGGGAGCAUUAUUUUUACAAAAUUUAAUAACUGCUAUACGUAUGCUAUCUGGAUUUGUGAUUGAAGAUAAGAAAAAAAAAAAAAUGAAAGAGGAAUUGAGUAUGUCAUCUAUUAAAUAUUCUGAAUAUGUCGACACCAAGGACAAUAAUAAAGCCAAUGGCACUAUACACCUUGAUAGUAAUAAAGGUGGCGUUUUUGAGAAUAGCCAAACAAAUGACAUAUAUAAUGAAGAAAAUAAUAUUAAUACGAACAACCAAAUAGACAAUGAAAGUACUAUAUCCCUCUUAAACGAUGAAACAGGAAUUGAUAUAAUCGAGAGAAAUGCGCUAGAAAAAUACAAGAGCAUAUUUGAAACAUUAAAUAAUAAAGAAUUAGUAAAAAGUGAAAAUAAGUUUGAAAAAAAAAGAAAUAUAGAAGAGAUAAUUGUACUUGAUGAAAGAUUUAAUUUAUUAAUUGACGAUAUAUAUAAAAAUAGAAAGCAUUUUGAUGUUAUAUCAAUUUGCCAUAUUUUAAUAUCUUUAAAAGAGUUGAAUUAUAAGCAUUUUCUUUUAUUUAAUUGUUUUAAUAAUCCUUUAAAAAAAUUUGAUAUAUAUAUUAAGGAGCAAUUUGAAAAUAAUCAAAAAAAUAUAUCACAUAUUAAUUUAGUUAUUCAUCUAUUAUUAAAAUGUUUUGAUGCAUAUAUAUGGGCUGGAUACUAUAAUCUAGACAUAUAUAAUAAAUUAAUAAAUAGUAUUUUAUUAAAUAAUUUUAUUUAUGUAAAUCAUAAAUUUUUACAAGAACAACACUAUGGCAAAAUAAACAAAUAUACUUUUAUGAAUUAUACCUAUGACAUAAAUUAUCCGAUAAAUAUGGAUGAAGUAUUGAAAACGUUUAAUCUGAGGAAUUGUCUUACUGAAAUUCCUAAUUUUAAUAAUACUUUUUACUCUUCAAAAAAUUCUUAUAUCGAGCCUUGUGAGGUUGAAGAAAAUAUAGAUAAAAAGGAAAUUAUAAAUGAUUAUGAGACUAAGAGCAAGGUUAAUUUUUCACAAAAGCAGAUAAAUAAACUAAAUGGGCUAAUGAUUGAAGGGAAAAAUGAGGAUGAAAUUAAAAAAAACGAAAAUUAUAUCAAUACAAUUACUCCUAUCAAAAAUAUUGAUAAGAAUAAUAAUGAUAAUGGAUGGUUUUGCUGCCCAAUUUUUCUUAACCCUGAAUUAUUCCUAAAAAGCAUAGAGAUAUGCAAAAGCAUCUAUGCUUAUAAUCCCGAUUUUUUUAUAAAAUGUGAAAAAAUUGUGUAUUAUUAUACACAAUAUUUAAGUCCAUCAAAUUUAAGUUUGAUAGCAGAUGCAUUUUCAAAACAUAAAGUAUUUUCGUUAGAACAUGAUAGAUUAUUUUUCCAUAUAUCCAAAAUAUUGGAAAAUAAUUUUGAUAAAUUUUCUUAUGAAGAUGUAUUUAUAAUCAUGAAAUCUUUUAAAAAAAUGAAUUUAUGUUUUAAAAAUAGUAUAAUUUUAAGUGCAAAAUUAUUUAGAGAAUAUUUUGAUUAUUUAUAUAUAAAUAGAAAAGAAUGCAUAUUGUCUUUAAAAGAUAUUUCAAUCUUAAUCGAGGCAUUAUCUUUUUUUGAUUUUUCUCAUGAAAAUAUUGAUAAUUGUAUUAUAAGUUCAUUAAAAUAUUUAGAAGAUUACAUAGACGAAAUAGAUGAAGAAACGUCUAUAAAUAUAUCUUAUUCAUUAGUUUUAUCAAAUUUGAUUAAUGCUAAUACAUAUUUAUUUUCUUUUUUAUGGAGAAAAAUAGGAAAAACAACUUUUUGGGAAAAACGAAAACAACAAAUAUGUUUAUUAUGGUUAUCACACAUGAUACAAUUUAAAUGGAUGGAUUAUGAUUUACCAAAAUUAUGUGUUCUUGAAUCUUUAAAAAUAUUUUUUUUAAAAAGAAAAGAAAAAAUAUUUUCAUUUUAUAAAAUUGUAUUAUAUAUCUCGAAUAUUUUAAACCAACUUAAUAUACAACACGAUGUUUUUGUCGAUAUUUAUGGACCAUAUAUAUUAGACAUUUUAAUAAAAAAUAAAAAACAGGUUAUUAUAUUAACUCAGGAUACUACUAGAAAUUAUAUUAAUAUGCAGUUAGGUGAUUCAAAAAUUAUAUUUAACCAUUUAAAAUUAUAUGGAUAUAAUGUAAGGUCUAUUAAUAUCAAAUAUUUUGAUUCAUUGAGCGAAAACCAAAAAAGGGAUUACAUAAAAGAUGUCGUGAGCUAUUUUUAG